AUGGUUUGCCAAAAAGCCUUGUUUCUCACGGCUCUAGUGGCUUUCAUAAGAUGCAACUUUGCACUUUUAGAACAGGCUCCAAAGAUUCCAACUAAGAUAAAAGAAUCGGAACGUAUUCGAAGUCCCCUCUCCUUUCAAUUCGAUGACCUGACUGUGUCUUUAGAACGAGGAAUUGGUCGAUCUCGAGCGGUGUGGGAGUGCUACCGAAUGGGUAUUGAUCCACUAUGGUUUUAUGAUGAAUCGAUAGCUGACUCACAGCUGGAUGAUUCUGUACACAAAAUUUUGAAGCAACAAGGAAGAGAAGCCAAAUCAUGGACCAGAGAUGAAUUGAAGAUGCUUAUCACUGCCAAACGACGUGAACAAGGACUGGGAAAGGCAGCUCUUGAGUCUCUAAGAAAAGUCGGAGGCGAAUCUAUCGAAGAAUCGGUAGCGACGAUCAGAGAUAUCUCUAUGGCCCGUGAUGGGACGACAAAACUGCUGGUGCGCUUGGUCGAAAGUGGCUUUGAUGUCGAAACAGUGAUCAUUCCAUGGGAAGAAACUGGUCGAUCCACGCUCUGCAUUUCAUCUCAAGUGGGGUGCGCUCAAGGAUGUACCUUUUGUGCGACGGGGAAGAUGGGGCGACUCCAGAAUCUAUCUUCCGAUGAAAUUUGUGCCCAAGUAUUUCUUGCUCGAAAAGUCUGUAGAGUCCUCGACAUCAACCCAGUUGAUGGUGUGGUAUUUAUGGGUAUGGGGGAACCAGCUGAUAAUGCAGCAAAUGUUGUCCGAGCAGCGAACGUAUUGACCAGCCAAGAUCAAUUCGGCAUGGCUCAGCGAAAGGUGACCAUUUCUACGGUUGCGCCAACACCAGAUGCAUUCAUGGAACUGGGACGGGCCAAUACUACCCUGGCAUGGAGUAUUCAUGCCACGACUCCUGAAUUACGCAAAGAGCUCGUCCCGACAACCAAAUAUUCAAUGAACGAACUACGACAGGGAUAUCUAGAUGCCUUGAAGAGCCGCCCUAUGAAACUACGAACAACCAUGCUGGAGGUCGUUCUAAUUGAUAAAAUCAACGAUUCAGUGGAAGACGCUGAUCAUCUUGCUCAAUUUGUGCAAGAAAUGAUUGACGAAGUUCCUGGGAUGAAACCAAUGGUAAAUUUGAUUCCAUUCAAUGAUAUUGGAUUUCAAAAGUUUCGAAAGCCAAAGGUAGAACGAGUCUGGGCCUUUCAAGAACGGUUGACCUCGAGAGGCUUCAAAUGCUUCAUCAGAACUACACGGGGGGACGAAGAGAGUGCUGCUUGUGGACAACUGGCAACCAAACGAAAACGUGCAGAAUAG
Messenger RNA from Cylindrotheca closterium, 1314 nucleotides. NCBI's taxonomy places the organism in Eukaryota, Bacillariophyta, Bacillariophyceae, Bacillariales, Bacillariaceae. The record is from the annotation of a GenBank genome assembly.